This is a messenger RNA of Limanda limanda (common dab), 2357 nucleotides long. RefSeq names its product zinc finger protein 704 (gene znf704). Bases 127 to 1707 code for a protein of 526 amino acids. The record is from RefSeq and is a predicted model, not a curated record. Gene Ontology annotation, biological process: regulation of transcription by RNA polymerase II. Gene Ontology annotation, cellular component: nucleus. Gene Ontology annotation, molecular function: DNA-binding transcription factor activity; RNA polymerase II cis-regulatory region sequence-specific DNA binding. NCBI's taxonomy places the organism in Eukaryota, Metazoa, Chordata, Actinopteri, Pleuronectiformes, Pleuronectidae. The transcript has 9 exons.
UCUACCCGCUGCGGUUCGGUGUUUUCCUCGACGUUGUUUACCGGCGCUCACUCGACGGUUGAUGGUUCGAAACCCGCUUUGAAUUCUUCUUCUUUUUUUUUUUACCGGUGUCGACCUCCUCUCGACAUGCACACAAGGCGCCUGGUCAAGCGGUCGAUCCUCGGCAGCCGCGUGUACGCGCCGAGUCCGACCGGCGACGGAGCUCCGGUGGCCGGGGUGGUCCAGGCUGUCACCCGGGAGAACAGGGACGUGUCCACGGCCGCGGGGCUCCGGCGCAGCGUCUACACGGUGCUCCUGCAGGACGGGAGCCUCCAGGAGUUCUCCGAGGAGGAGCUGGCGGCCGGGAUCGACCACACCGCGGCCAAGGCACCGCUCCGAUCCAGCCUGAAGCAUUGCUCCAGCAAUGGAGCUCCAGAGGGCCACAAGAUGAACGGCGGCUCUCUCAGCCCAGAGGCGGUGGAGGAGCAUCGGAUGGCUGACAGCAGCAAGCGUGUCGGCCGGGACCCCGACACCCGAUCAGUGUCCCUGCUAGAGCAGAAACGCAAAGUGGUCUCGUCCAGCAUUGAUGUGCCUCACGCAAGGCGCUCGGAGGAGGAAGCGGACAUGGACAAGGUGACAGCCGCCAUGGUGCUGACCAGCCUCUCCACCAGCCCACUGGUCAGGAGUCCACCUGUCAAAGUCAGCGACGGUCUAAGUGGUUCAUGGAAGGACAACGGCUCCGUGGGACCUUUUACCCCGUCAAGCAACAGCUCUUCAGGGGGCUACUGGAGCUGGUCUGCCCCCAGCGACCAGUCCAACCCUUCCACACCUUCCCCGCCGCUCUCUGCCGACAGCUUCAAGCCCUUCAGAGUACCCAGCCUGGGCGGCGUGGGGCCCGGCCCGGCAGGACCCGAAGACCCGAGCCUGGACGACCAGGACGGGAGCAGUCUGCUCUUCGAUGAGCCCAUCCCUCGCAAGCGCAAGAACUCAAUGAAGGUGAUGUUCAAGUGCCUGUGGAAGAACUGUGGCAAGGUGCUGAGCACUGCCGCCGGGAUCCAGAGACACAUCCGCACCAUCCACCUGGGACGCAGCUGCGACUCGGACUGCAGCGACGGCGAGGAGGACUUCUACUACACGGAGAUCAAGCUCAACACGGACUCGGUGGCCGACGGGCUCAGCAGCCUGUCCCCGGUGUCGCCCUCUGUCCUCUCUGCCCCUCCUCCUCUUCCUCCCCCGGCUCCCCUCCCUCCCAUCGGCCAGCCGCCCGACGCCCACCGGCCCGGGCAGCCCACCGACCCCAAGGAGCCUCACGCCGGCGGCACCACCCCGCUCAGCCGCUCGGCGCCCAGCGCUCUCUACCUCAUCCACUCGGACCACGCCUACCAGGCCACAGCUCCGGUGUCCAUCCCGUCCAGCAGCAGUAACUCGGCCGGCUCGGGCUCCACCAGCUUCACUCCAACCAACAGCUCCAGCUUCAGCAUCUCCUGGCAGUCGCCGCCCGUCACUUUCACCGGGAACAUGGUGUCUCCCAGUAAAAGCCAGGUGUUUGGUGAACAGCGCUCCCAGACCAUCGCCGUCCUCUCCUCCCCCCCCAGAGCCACCACCGCCCUCAGUCGGAAGGUGCGCGGCGAGGGGAAGAAGUGCCGCAAGGUUUACGGGAUGGAGAACCGCGACAUGUGGUGCACCGCCUGCCGCUGGAAGAAGGCCUGCCAGAGAUUCACCGACUGAGCGUCUCCAGCCGCUGCCGCUGCCACGCUACCGGGCUCUGCUGCCUUUCGCCAGAGAAAAGCUUGGGGGGGGGAGUGGAGGCAUCAUCUUGCAUGCAUUUGGUUUUCUUCAGCUCCAAAUCUCAACCGUCCGUCAGCACACCGGCUUCGUCCCUGUACCCGCCCCCCGCCCUGUCCCACUCAGCUCCACCUGUCCCUCCCAGCUGUGGAAGCAACUGCAAGACGGCGUAGGAGUCAAACUUUCAGAUUUGCCGUCCAGGAUUCCCAGCUCUGCCUCGCCAUUUCCAUCGCUCCCAGUUUGGGGGAAAAAGCCCCAGUGCAGCUAAACAGUGUAAAGAAAAAAAUGUAUCUAAAGAUUUGUUUUUGUUUUUGUUUUUGUCGGGUUAAAUGUUGCAUCUUUCUAUGUUUUGUAAAACUCUGGUUUUUAAAAGUCAAAGGUCCUGAAUAACGGCCGAGAGCUUUUUUUUGGUGUGUUUCGUCGAAAGAGAAAGAAAAAAUAUUUUUUAUCCAGAAGAAGAAAGAGUCUCUUUGCAACAGUUUUUGAAAAAACCUUGAAAUGAAACAGCGUGGAGGGAAAGCUCGCCGUUUUUUUGGUUCUUCCUUAACGUGUUCAUCUCUUGUUUCAUUUCCGGUGUGUUUUUCGGGGGGGGG